CAUGAUGUUAGAGUCACAAGUUUUAUAUUUUUAUCAUCUCUUGACUACUUUCACGGUUGUCCUCAACCGUCAAAAUGGCCUCAGAUGCACUCUCCAGAGUGCUCGCGAGGUUGCAGAAUCUGCCUGUGAUGUCUCUGCCCACAGAUUAUCCCCGAUCGACUGGUGCUAAUAAACUCAUCGAAGCCGCUCAUCUAGCAGAUCUUUCAGAACAGACCUCGCUCAGUCUUUUGAAGCUUGCACUUCAUGCAGAGACCGAAGAUGGCGAAGACGACGAGAAUAGAUCUUCUGAAACUAGACCAUCAGCCUUCCAUCUACUACUCUCCGCUUUUCUCGUCCUCCUACACAGGUACACUGGCGAUACGGACUUCGUGAUCGGCUCCUCUUCUGCCGCUGCAAGCUCUCCUUUGAUUCUUCGACUUUCUGUGGACCCAUCAGAUUCAUUCUGGACUAUCGUGCGUCGUGUUCAGCACGUCGAACGUGAGGCCGAAGCAGACCUGCUGCCCUAUGAGACCAUCGUACGGGCUUUACACAAGGACAAAGACGACUCUGUAGAAGCAUCCCGUCCCCUCUUUCGUGUUCGUUUCUUUGAUGAAACAGAUCAGCCACGGGAUAACUUUAUCAGAUCUACCAGCUUAACGUCGGAUCUUACUAUCUUCGUCACGCGACCCCCCACUACCACACGCGCCUCCUUAGCUCCCCAUAUCUCCCUUCGAAUCCUCUUUAACUCCUUGUUGUUCACAUCUGCUCGCAUAUCAUUCAUCGUCGAACAGCUCUCCGUGCUUCUAAGGAAGGUUUCCGCUAAUCCAACUGCCUCAGUCGGGUCUGUUCCACUCUUGACGACCGCACAACGCGAACGCUUGCCCAACCCAACAGCAGAUUUGCAUUGGUGUGACUGGAAGGGAGCCAUCACAGAUGUGUUCUCCCGCAAUGCGCAGAAAUGGCCUGAUAGGCCAUGUAUCAUUCAAAGCAUACCUGCCUCGAUUCCUAGCGAACCGCAGACAAGGCGAACUUUCACUUACGGAGACAUCCGAAGAGCUUCCAACAUCCUAGCGCACCACCUCCUAGCAGGUGGUGUGAAGAGGGAAGAAGUCGUCAUGAUCUACGCACAUCGGAGCAUCGAGCUUGUCGUAGCUGUCAUGGCAGUUCUCAAAAGCGGCGCCACGUUCUCAGUCAUAGAUCCUGCAUAUCCGCCUUCACGUCAAAUAAUAUACCUUCGGGUAGCUCAACCUCGUGGCCUGGUUGUCCUCUCAGGAGCAGGCAAAAUUGCACCCCCUGUGCGCGAAUUUCUAUCCAUGGAACUCAAGAUCCGUGUCGAGGUACCCGCCCUUGAGAUUACCCCUACCGGCCACAUACUUGGGGGCGCGAACGACGGAAUCGAUGUCUUGAAGUCGCAGAUCCGUCUUGCAGAAACGGAUCCUAAUGUCAUCCUAGGACCCGAUAGCAUCGGUACACUUUCCUUUACCAGUGGAAGCACUGGUAUCCCCAAGGGCGUUCGAGGACGCCAUUACAGUCUCACACAUUUCUUCCCUUGGAUGGGCAACCGCUUCUUGCUCACCGAAGCCUCCAAGUUCACAAUGCUAAGCGGUAUCGCACACGAUCCCAUCCAGCGUGAUAUUUUCACGCCCCUGUUCUUGGGCGCAGAGCUUCACGUACCCACUGCAGACGAUAUCGGCACACCCGGCCGUCUCGCAGAAUGGAUGGACGACAGCAAAGUCACGGUCACGCACCUAACUCCCGCCAUGGGCCAGUUGCUCUCCGCACAAGCUACACGCCAAAUCCCUUCCCUACGAAACGCAUUCUUCGUCGGUGACGUUUUGACCAAGCGCGACUGCCUCCGCCUCCAGGCGCUCGCCACGAACGUGCAGAUCAUCAACAUGUAUGGCACGACAGAGACGCAGCGCGCUGUAUCUUACUUUGCGAUUCCACCCUUGUCCGUGGACGCGACUUUCCUUGCCACUCAGAAGGACAUCAUGCCUGCUGGAGAGGGCAUGGUUGACGUGCAGCUCCUUGUUGUCAACCGCAGCGACAGAAACGUCCCUUGCGCAGUUGGAGAAGUCGGAGAGAUAUAUGUGCGGUCUGGAGGUUUGGCGGAGGGAUACCUCGAUACCGAAGCCACUGCCGAGAAGUUCGUGAACAAUUGGUUCUCUCCUUCUACUCUACCCUGGAAGGACACCAUUUUGCAUCCGCCUCAGGGCCUCGCUGGACCUGAGUCACGUCAUUGGAAGGGCAUCCGUGACCGGAUGUAUCGUUCGGGCGAUCUCGGUCGGUAUCUCCCUGAUGGGCGUGUUGAAUGCACAGGACGUGCAGAUGACCAGGUUAAGAUCCGUGGUUUCAGGAUCGAGCUUGGGGAGAUUGAUACGUUGAUGAGCCAACACCCGCUCGUGCGCGAAAAUGUCACACUCGUGCGGAGAGACAAGGACGAGGAGAAGAUCCUCGUCAGUUACUUCGUGCCUCUGCAGGGAUCUAAGCUGGAUGGCUUUGCCAGCGAGCACACGGAGGACGAUGACAAGAUCGAUGGCAAGAGUCCGAAGUAUAGACGGCUCAUCAAGGAUAUUAGAGAGCACCUCAAAAAGAAACUGCCUAGUUACAGCAUACCAACAUUGUUCGUCCCGCUGCAUCGCAUGCCCCUCAACCCUAACGGUAAAAUAGACAAGCCCGCGCUUCCCUUCCCCGAUACAGCACAUGCACACGCUGCGUACUCCGAACCCAAAAAGACUGUUAACGGGCGCACAGCGAGCCCUACCGAACAAACCAUGCGCACUAUCUGGGCCAGUAUCCUCCCGAAUGCGCCCACACCAAUCCCCCUCGACGAAAGCUUCUUCGAUCUCGGUGGUCACUCCAUCCUUGCCACGCGUCUCAUCUUUGAGGUCCGCAAAGUCUUUGUCGUCGAAGCUCCACUGGGCCUUAUCUUCGACCAGCCGACAAUCACCGGCCUCGCUUCGGCGUUAGAUGCGCUUCGUAACCCGAACUUUGGUAUCGCAUACGGGGACGCUGAGACGCGCCCUGCGACGCCUGUCGUGGAUGGUGUCAAGGCACCUGCGAAACUAUCCGCUGCUAUUCAGUACGGACAAGACUAUGAGGCACUUGUUCAACGCUUGCGACCCUCAUACUCACCGAUGUCUGAGGACUUCAAGUCUGGUGCUGUUACUGUGUUCUUGACAGGUUCUACAGGCUAUCUCGGAGCCUUUGUCCUGCGUGACCUCCUUCAGCGUCUUGAUAGGGUUCGAAAGGUCAUCUGUCUCGUACGUGCGCCCAGCGUCGAACAAGGUGUGGCGCGCCUUCGAGAAGGGUCUACUGAUCGUGGCGUUUGGGAUGAGCAGUGGCUCACAUCGGGUAGACUCGAGGUGGUGGUUGGAGACCUUGGCCUUGAUUUGUUUGGUAUGGGUGAUGAAGUAUGGUCACGAGUCGCUGCUGAGGCGGACGCUGUCUUGCACAACGGUGCCCUGGUGCAUUGGGUGUAUCCCUACGAGAAGCUUCGUGCACCGAACGUGAUCGGCACCCUGACUGCUGUGGAACUCGCCUCGACGAAGAAGCAGAAAUCACUUGUUUUCGUUUCAUCAACAUCGGCGAUCGACACCGAGCACUACGUGCAGCUGUCUGAUUCUCUGGGACAAUCCCAAGAGUCGCGGAGAGGGAUUCCGGAAGAUGACGACCUCGAAGGUGCGAAAUUGGGUCUCAAGUCCGGCUAUGGCCAGAGCAAAUGGGUGUCCGAGAAGUUGCUCUUUGAAGCUGGAAAGAGGGGCUUACGGGGCCAUAUCGUGCGGCCUGGCUAUAUUGUUGGCGACUCGCACACCGCAGUGACAAACACCGACGACUUUAUUUGGCGCAUGGUCAAGGGAUGCGUUCAGCUCGGUCUUGUCCCAGAUAUCAACAACACCGUGAAUAUGGUGCCUGUGGAUCAUGUUGCUCGCUGCACUGCCCUCGCUGCCGUGGAACCCCUGCCGAAUGCCGCACAAAGCGUAUUACACAUCACUGCGGCGCCCCCUCCAACGUUCAACGCCAUCCUCUCGUCAUUGGCCGAGUACGGGUUCCCUACACAACAAUGCGAGUAUCUAAUAUGGCGUCGCAAGCUGGAGCAGCACGUCAUGGAAGUCCAAGAUAACGCCCUAUUCCCACUUCUUCAUUUCGUCCUCGAUGACUUGCCGACGAGCACAAAAGCCCCCGAGCUUGACGCCACUAACACCAUGGCGUUGCUGCGCUCCCAAGGGCAGCCAUGUACAUUCACCGUUUCGGAUCAACUGAUGGGAAAAUACCUCGCGUGGUUAGUUGGAGCGGGUUUCUUGCCAGCGCCGUCUUCGUCAGCGCCAAACAAGGCGUUGCCCCAGUUGGCUAAUGGUACCGCCAUCAAAGCUGCAGGUCGGAGUGGUGCUUGAGUGGCAGGUUGGAUAGGCAAUUUAUUCAUGCUGUUAUUGGUGUUUUCGUGCGAAGAACGACGAGAAAGACUGUCGUAUUGCCU
Messenger RNA from Suillus clintonianus, 4456 nucleotides. RefSeq lists its product as uncharacterized. Bases 75 to 4373 code for a protein of 1432 amino acids. NCBI's taxonomy places the organism in Eukaryota, Fungi, Basidiomycota, Agaricomycetes, Boletales, Suillaceae. Gene Ontology annotation, biological process: L-lysine biosynthetic process. Gene Ontology annotation, molecular function: phosphopantetheine binding; L-aminoadipate-semialdehyde dehydrogenase [NAD(P)+] activity. The record is from RefSeq and is a predicted model, not a curated record. The transcript has 6 exons.